Molecule: messenger RNA, 1905 nt
Organism: Labeo rohita (rohu)
Lineage: Eukaryota; Metazoa; Chordata; Actinopteri; Cypriniformes; Cyprinidae
Exons: 7
Coding region: 212-1018 (268 amino acids)
Source: RefSeq, a predicted model, not a curated record
UUUAUGAACAAACUUGAGCUGGACAAGUUGACUGGAUCACUGAUCAUCAAGUGCAUCAACACUGAUCACUCUGGACUUUAUACUCUGAAGAUCAGAAGAGGCAGAGAAACCUUAUACAAAAAAAUUCAACUUUCUAUGGACGUGAAGUGUGAGGCAGUGUUUGUGGGAAAUUCUGUCCGUCUUCUCACUGGACUUACUGAAAUACAGAAAGAUGAUGAGAUGCAGUGGAUUUUUUAGAGAGAAAAAUCAGCUGACUCUCAUAGCUAAAAUCAAAGGAGGGAUCCCAAAUACAUAUGAUGGUCCUGAUGGGAUAUUCAAAGACAGUCUGGAUCUGGAAAAACAGACUGGAAAUCUGAUCAUCAAGAACUCUACAUUCAAACAUGCUGGAUGUUAUGAAGUGAAGAUCCGCAGCAGUGAAGGAGACACAAACAAGACAUUCUUUGUUAUUAUCAGAGGUGGUUUUAAUGUAUGUAAUGAAGACAUGUACAUGAUGGAGGAGCAAGAAGAGACUGUGGAGUAUGAUGAAGGGAUUGAGGGAGAUUCUGUCCAUCUUAUCACUGGUCUUACUGAAAUACCAAAAGAUGAUGAGAUGCAGUGGCUGUUUAGAGAUGAAAAUCAGCAGACAUCAACCAUAGCUACAAUCAAAGGAGAGAUCAACAAGACAUAUGAUGGUCCUGAUGGGAUAUUCAAAGACAGUCUGGAGCUGGAAAAACAGACUGGAAAUCUGAAAAUCAAGAAUUCUAAAUUCAAACAUGCUGGAUGUUAUAAACUGAAGAUCCACAGCAGUAAAGGAGACACAAACAAGAUAAAGACAUACUUUGUUAUUAUCAGAGAUGGUGAAGACCCGUAUGUGAAUGUUAAUGAAGAAGAGACUGAUGGUGACAGCCACUACGUAGAUGUUAAUGAACUGAGAAAAGACACUGGAAAGCGAGUAAAUGAAUCAAAGGAAUUAAAGCCAUUGUUGAAUGGAGAGGAUGUGGAUGUAGUGAAUGAGCAGGAGGGGACAAGCUCACUUUAAUAUCAUAAGACCCGCCCAUCAGUGUCAAUCACUCUGACAUCAUAAUUUCAGCUCCAGCUACAACACCAUAAACAUGUUUCUGCUUUUAUGAGCCUCUAAAAUCCGUCCAGUGAAAGUGAGAAAUGAAUCAGUGUGCUGAGCUGUUAAACUUGCAUGUAAAAAGCUUCCUUGGUUUUUGAUGAAUCAAGAAACAUGUUAUCAAAAAAUUUCAUGUUGUUUUAAUAAUGUUACACUUCAUACCAGUUACUUUGUUUAGCAUAGUAUUAGUUUGACUCUCUCAGUUUUGAUUUUGUGUGAUUGUAGACAACACAGCAGUGUACCAUUGUAUUUGCUUUUUUAUCAUAUAUAAUUAACACCAGUGCCAGAUUUAUGUUGAUGGUCAGCAUUGAUUGGUCUGUUUCCAAAGCUGAGAUCACAUGAUCUACAUUUGUAUUCAAGCUGAAGCACUUGAAAUAAGCCUUAUUGUACUUGUAGCAAAAAUGUUGAAGAAAAAAAAAAAAAAAAACACCUUUGUUCAGUUUUAGUAUUGGUAUGUUAUCACAUGCGUUGUGUUUAGUGUGUGUGGGUUUUUUUUUUUUAUUAAAUCUGACAAAAGCAUUUGCUUGAUGAUGAAUAUUCAAACAAAUAUUGAUAUGCCUCUGAUCUUACUAGCCGAUCUUUUCUGUCCCCUAGUGGACAAACACUGUUACAGCUUUUGCUUCCUAACUAUUUUAACAUGUAACGCAUAAACAAUGUACCUAUAUAUACACGUUUGAAUGUGAGUGAUACAAUCUUAAUAAAUAAUAUAAAGGCAAAAUUGUGUGAAGUGUGUGUUGCUUUAUACUGUAUGUACACAAUCAAACCUUAUACAGUUGAAUAAAAAUCACUAAAAAUAUUUUUUUUAAAAU